CCAACACCCAGCUCCAGAGACACGACCUUGUCGUGCCAGCCCACAAAACUCUCAAACGUACGGUAGGUAUCUCCGUUCCAAAGAGGCCCGAAGCCAUGUCUGCUGAACUGAUUCUCGCUAUCGUUGGCGUGGCUGGUGGUUGUAUCCAGCUCGCAAACCAGGCCCUGUCGACGUGUAAGGCGUACAGAGAUGCACCGGCAGAUCUCGAAAAGAAGAUAGUCAUUGUUGAGUCGAUAUGGCCGAAAGUGCAAGCGCAGCUGCAAGUCGUCUGUCAAAUGUCGGACCAGGGGCUCUGGAACGACGAAUUGGCCGAUUGUCACUUUGCACUACUCCAACAACUCCAUGGGACGCUGCUGCAAGCCGUUUCGCGGUUGGAAAUGGCCGCAUCGGCCAUGGAGUCUCAAGACAAGAGCUCUAACAUAUUCCGCAAGUUCGGGCGCUGGAAAUACGCCCUCGCCAACAAGGCACUCAAUGCUCUCAUGACGGAGCUAGAAGCUUGGCAGAGCCGAUUUGAUCCGUCUUGGUAUCUUAUUGCUCGCAUUGCCAGCAAAGUGUUGGAUCCUGUUCUUGCUGAAUCCUGGAGGGACCGAGAGCAGGUCUCAAACUCGAACUCCAACGCUCGGCCGCUAGAAAACAUGCUUGCGCUUCGCAAAGCCUUACAAGAGCAGGAUGAGGGUACUGCUCAAGAUCCGCGAACACUCUAUCUUGAGGUCACCCAGAUCGUCCCCGUGAAGGAACUAACUAUGGACUUCACAUCAACAAAGGCCAUUCCGGUGGACAUCUCGUUGGGAACCAGCCGACAGGGCAUUGCCGAUGUUGAGAGUCUAGCCCGACGGCUGCAACACAUCGAACCCGACACGUUCGGUCUGCUUCGUUGUGAAGGGCUGCUGGGUUUGACAGAACCCCAAAACAGACGUCUUACAUCACUAGAUGUUGUUUACCGCGCCCCACGCUGCAAGCAACCCCCAAUCACACUCCGGCAACUCCUCUUGAACCAGCAGGAAGUCAGUCUCACUGCUGUUGUCAACCUUGCCAAGCAACUCGUCACCUCAGUGAGCUACAUCCACGCUUGCGACUUCGUCCACAAAAACAUCCGCCCAGAGAACGUCAUUCUCUUUCCCCCGUCCACCAACCCCAGAAACCCCAUCGGCACCGCCUACCUUCUCGGGUGCACGCACUUCCGCUCCAUCACGCACGAGACAAACCUCUACGGCGACUCGGCCUGGCACCGCAACCUGUACCGUCACCCCGCUCGCCAGGGGCUGGAAAUUUUCAAUGAGUACAUUAUGCAGCACGAUAUUUACUCGCUCGGUGUGUGCUUGUUGGAGAUUGGGCUGUGGAAGUCGUUUGUUUCAUAUCAGUCUCUCGAUAGUGGCAAUACCAGGCUGAAUGGGGACAUGGACUGGGAGAACGAGGACUGUCUUCAAUUGAGUAUGCCGUUGACGGAUCGGGUGUUUGAGAGGGUACAUCUCAAUAAAGGGGGGACGCUGUGGGUGAAGGAGGGCCUUGUGGCUAUGUCUAGGGAGUUGUUGCCCGCGAGAAUGGGGGAGAUGUAUACGGAUAUUGUAGUGAGUUGUCUGACGUGCUUGGACGAAGGGAAUGACGACUUUGCGGGUCUGGAGGAGAAUGGAGGAGACGACGGCAUCACAGUGGGUGUGAGGUUUGUAGAGAAGAUCCUAGCAAGAGUUGGGGAGAUUCGGCUUUAG
Messenger RNA from Canariomyces notabilis, 1706 nucleotides. RefSeq lists its product as uncharacterized. The transcript is spliced from 5 exons. NCBI's taxonomy places the organism in Eukaryota, Fungi, Ascomycota, Sordariomycetes, Sordariales, Chaetomiaceae. Gene Ontology annotation, biological process: protein phosphorylation. Gene Ontology annotation, molecular function: ATP binding; protein kinase activity. The record is from RefSeq and is a predicted model, not a curated record. The coding region runs from base 96 to 1706 and encodes 536 amino acids.